AAUUGACCUUUUCAGGUUUGUAUUGUUGUUUUCCUGUUUGGACCUGGAAUCCAUUGCUUCUGCUAACUUUAUUGCUUUUGUAUCUUGAUUGCGACAUAAAAUGCCUUCUCAGAUAUCCUCCUCACAUGGGGAUAGUCCCCUGUAUGAAGCUGUUGAUGAGGCAGCCAUGCUCAAAUCUUCGAGUAACACACUUAUUCGAUAUGGUGGGAGUUUUUCUCCUUCUUUGAUCGUCGGAGCGAAGGGGGUCUAUAUAUAUACAGCGGAUGGGAGGAAGAUUUUGGAUUUCACGUCGGGACAAAUGGUGCGUGUUUUCCAAAACUAUUUCGAACGCUCCGGGCAACUUUUCAUAAUGACAUUGCUGACCUUAAUAUCCCUCACAGUCAUGUAUGGUCGGUCAUGGGCAUCCAGAGAUCGUGGAAACUAUCAUUUCACAUGCAGCAGGAUUGGAUCAUCUUUUCAGUGGCAUGCUCAGUCCACCGGUCAUACAAUUGGGUGAGAUGUUGACAGGUCUUCUUCCUGCCGGCUUGGAUAAAGCUGCAUUCUUGAGCACGGGAGCAGAGAGUAAUGAGGCUGCGAUCGAGAUGGCGAAGCUUUACACCGGAAAGUAUGAGAUUGUUGCACUAGGAGCGAGUUGGCAUGGGAUGACUAGCGCUGCUACGGCUGCCACUUAUCAUUCUGGGAGAAGAGGAUAUGGUCCAUCUGUAAGUUCCUUUUCGCUCACAUACUUGACAUACCACGGUACUAAUUGAAGCAGUCCGUCGGCAGUUUCGUUCUCCCAUGUCCCAAUUCCUAUCGCUCGAUAUUCCGCAAGGAAGAAGGCUCCUACGACUGGGAAACUGAACUUAACUACGGCUGGGAUCUUAUCGAUCAGUCAUCCAACGGUUCCCUCGCAGCUGUCAUCCUGGAACCAAUCCUCAGUUCAGGCGGAAUGAUUGUUCUUCCACCCGGCUAUCUCAAAGCGAUGAAAGCACACUGCGAGAAACGCGGGAUGCUACUCAUAGUAGAUGAAGCACAAACCGCCAUCGGACGCUGCGGUUCCAUGUUUGCAAUCGAGCACGAAGGUGUCACGCCAGAUAUCUUGACCUUGAGUAAGACGCUUGGAAAUGGACUACCGCUUGCGGCAGUCAUCACAUCGAAAGAAAUUGAGGAGACUUGUUUCGAACGUGGGUUUCUAUUCUACACAACGCAUGUCAAUGAUCCCCUCCCGGCAGCUGUCGGUCUCAAAGUUCUUCAGAUUGUCGUGAGAGACAAUCUCGUAGAACGCUCUAAACACGCGGGUCAGAAGAUGAAAGCCAGGUUGGAAUAUUUGAAAACAAAAUAUGGAUGUAUAGGCGAUGUCCGAGGACGUGGCCUCAUGUGUGGUGUUGAAAUUGUGGCGGAUAGGAUUAAAAAGACUCCGUCUGUCGAAUUGGGAGAUGCUUUGAUGAAGAAGAUGAUGGAGCUGGGACUUAGUGCUAAUUUGAGCACUAUGAAGAGCUUUGGGGGUGUUUUUAGAAUUGCGCCCCCGAUUGCGAUUGAGGAUAAGGAGUUGGAAGCUGGAUUGGAUAUCUUUGAGGAGGCGUUGAGAUGCACAGAGGGCACUAUGCCGUUAUAAAGUAUGACUCGGAAAGUAUCGUGGAUAUUGGAAGGCAGGUAAGCAUCGUAUCCCACUCUUCAUAUACUAGAGCCUAGAGGUUACUGAUUUCCGGUGUGUGAAGAGUUAUGUCCCACUUUUGUACAAGAAUUAACUGGAUAUUUUCCGUUGCAAUUACUGUUUAGUGUGGUUCAGCUGUGGUAUCCGGAUGGUAUCGCAACAACCCAAUUAUCUCGGUCUUAUCUCGAUGCAGGAACCACAUUUUCAUGUCUCGAGAAUUCCCUUAGGUUGACGAUCAUGUGGCAUAUCCAAGAUUACUGCUUGUAAACGCU
Hymenoscyphus albidus is the source of this 1905-nucleotide messenger RNA. The record is from the annotation of a GenBank genome assembly. Lineage: Eukaryota; Fungi; Ascomycota; Leotiomycetes; Helotiales; Helotiaceae.